This is a messenger RNA of Cotesia congregata, 3420 nucleotides long. The record is from the annotation of a GenBank genome assembly. Lineage: Eukaryota; Metazoa; Arthropoda; Insecta; Hymenoptera; Braconidae.
AUGUCAGAGCCGGUGAAAACCGCGAUGGAAACAUCUGCCGAUAAUAAAUCUGUGGAAACUGAAGAUGCUGAGAAUGUGCUGGCAAACGCGUCUACUAAAGUAAAUGAUAGCCAGAGCUUUACACUUACAGACUUUGAUUGCUCGCAGCAGUCUUUAAUUGCUGAUAGUGAACUCAAGGACAAAGAGGAAUUGCCGGCAAAAGCGCGGGAGCACGACGCGGUCCAAGAUGGUGGAGCUGCUGAAGAUUCUGGAGCAAAGACUCCGGGAAUUACCGAGGACAAUAACAAGGAUAAUAAAAAUGAGAAAAUCGAAAAAAUUGAGAAGAUGGAGGAAGAAAUUUUAGAGACUCCUACGGAUGAACGCGUGUCGCCAUUGAAAAGGCCGAUGGCCAAGAGAAAUGGGUCUGAAGAGCCUGUUGCGAAAGUACAAAAAAUAGAAAGUGAUGCUGCUCCAGAGUCGCUUGACUGUGAGAAUUCUCUGGGAGACCAGAUUUCUGAGGAAGAUAAUAAGGCUAAAGCUAAGGCAAAAGAAAAAAUUGGAGAUGCCAACGAAAAUACUGUCAAAGCCCUUGAAGAGGUCCUGGAGAAAGACAUCGCAGACAAUGGUGAAACACUUCAGGAACUAUCCCAGGCGCUGGAGAGUGUCUUGGAAGACAAAAAGCUAGAGGAAGACGAGGCUAAAGACACAGUACCCAGUGAAUUAAUUGCUAAAUCUAGCGUUGAAGUUUCAAAAAAAUCAAGACAGAGUAUAGAAGUUAUUUUUGAUAAAUCUUUAGCGCCAACGAAGCCUAAAGAAGUUGUCGAGCUGGACGAGGACGGGGAGAAAAUAGUCCUUGAUUCUUCUCAGGAAGAUGAAGCCUCCCAGGGCUCGGACUCCAAUACAAUUGUCAAUAAAUCAAAAAUAUCAAACGGGACUAAUUCAACAAAAAGCUCCGAGAGUGAUCGAACUGCCAGUGUUCCCUCGGAUUUAAGUGACGAAUCAGUAAAAGUAGAUAUCAUUGUCAAGGAUAACGUUCCAGUGGUGACACUGCCCAGCGAUAAUGAAGCUGACAUUUCAAUCGAUGUUAAAAAAAUUAAAACAGUGGAAAAAGAAUUCACUGUAAUUGUAAAGGUAAAAUGCCUGCUGCACGUUGAUAGUCAGAAUUAUAAAGAAUGCGUCAGUAAGGAAGUUACUUCAGUUUAUUGCGACAAUUAUGGGGAACAUCACUUACCGCCCAGCCGUAUCAACAGCGACAUAUCUAACAUGGCAGACGUCUCGGCAUCUGAUACUAAAGACCCGACUUCUCCGUCAUCAGUGACCAGCAAUACUCAGCUUCCUUACGCAUUACCAGGUAGCCGUCACUCUAUUAUAUCAACAAUAAGUUCUUCCAGUUCUUCCUCGUACGCGUCUUCGGUCAAGUCUAACGAAUCUUCAACGAAGUUAAAUCCAUUUUCUUUGCCUCGAGGAUUUGCAAAGCAUGCCAAAAAAGGAGACAUGAAUACAAUCGAUGAAAGUUCCGAGUCUCCGAAGCAUGUUGGAUGGCGCAAUGUUGACUUGAUCACAACCAGCGUGGUAGAUCAUUUGAACCAUGAAAUAGCUAUCAAUGACCUGUCUGCUCACAAUGGCAGCAGCAAUGACAUUGGCUCCCUGACCAGGAUCACUUCCUCGACUCCGGAGACUAAAGUUUUGUCGACUCCCAAGAGCAGUAAAAAAGGAAAAGUUGUUAAGAGGACCAAAACUCGCAGCACCAGGUCAAGGGCUAAUGGAGCCACCAAGGCUGCCGCUGAAGAAGCUAUUUAUUUGCAAGAAGAAGGACAAAAACGACAGAAGGAGAAAGAAAAGGAGAAGGAGAAGGAGAAGGAGAAAGAUAAAAUCAACUCGAAUGUUUCUACGCCCAGCAGAGCCAGCUCUAGAUCUUUGAGCAUUCUCAGGAAUCAAGCGCCUGUUAGCGACGAGGAGUCUGACAGUCGUAUUGGCAAAAUCUGCUUUGCUAAAUGGUCUGACGGGACUUUUUAUCCAGCGACAAUUGUCAGUAAAAAUAAAACAAAGUUAAAAGUUGUUUUCUUUGAUGAAAAAAGUAAGGUAGUCGCUGAAAAUUUUGUGUAUGUUGUCAUGGACACACUGUCGCCAAAUACUUUAGUCCACGCGAUGGUAGUUGACAAAAAAGAAAAGUAUGACACUGCUGGAGUUAUCCAGAGAGUUGAGAAAAUUGAUGACGAAAUUUGGUACCACGUGGACACUGAGGACAAGGGAAGGGUACGUAAUACGACAAAAGAUUUAUUUUUAACCCCAGACCAAUUCAAAAUUCUAAAAGAAACCGAGCUGGUGAAUCCCGAAGCGACUCCACAUUUUGAAAAAAUAACUUUGGACAAUGUAAUCGAGGGAUCUCGAAGACAAAAGACUAGUCCGUCGGCGUUGAGGUCACGGGGACAGUCUCAGAGCACGAGUGGAAGCAAACCUUCAAUUUCAGAGAAAAAAAGCUUUGAUACUUCUGACUCAGACGCCAAAAACGAAGAUGUCACUGAACUGGGUGAGAUAAACCCGGAAAUUGCAGGAAUUUCGAGCGCGUCUACGUCCAAAGGUCCGUCUAGCAGGAUCAAGGGUAAGGGAAAAAGCAAGAAGAAGGCUGAUGAUGAUGAUGAGACUAUUAAUAAGUUCGGACCAAUCCCCCCGGCUGGGUCGACUCUGUUCAAGGGAAUGAAUUUUAUAUUGACUUGUGCGCCACUGGAGAGUAUUGACGCCAUAAAACAAGCCAACCCGGUGUCGAGUGAGUACUCUGAAGAAGAAACUGAUUACGAGCGCGAGUGGUCGAGCAUUCCAUUCCUAAGAGAGAGAUUGGUGGAUCAAAUUACCGCUGGUGGCGGGCAUGUCUACAACUCGUUUGAUGAAAUCCCACCAGCUGAGUACAAAAAGACCAAGCUUAUCACCAACGUUCCUAACAUCACAGCCACUAGCUUGCUGUGCCUCUCGGUAGGCAUAAUGCCCUACAAUCAUCAGUGGAUCAUCACGUCUUGCAUUGCCAAUAAACUCGGCAGUCCCGAAGCGUCUGAGCUGCCUGCUGGGUACAGCAUCAGGCUAGGAGACUACAUCAAGAACCUUGAACGCCAAGGUAACAUGCCUUUCGAACAUCUCAAAGUCGUGAUACCAAAGAUAUCAGUCUCGGAGUCGUCAGUAGACUUUUGGAAGCGUGUCAUUGAAAACGCUGGAGGUGUUGUCCAGUUGAUCGAGUCACCCAAAGAUGAAUUUUUCGACGCAACUGUCGUGGUGACCAAUCAAAAUUGUCCGGGUUGGGUCGAGGAUAAGGCUGCUAAUUAUGAUGUUCCUCUGGUGUCUACUACCUGGGUUGUACAGUGCAUCAUCGAAGGCGCUACUGUUCCAGGUUUGGAAGAACGCUGUAAACACAAAAAACAAAUCACGGAGACAUCAACAAAUUCAUCAUAA